AUGGUGGUGAAGCAGUGCGCAGGGGCUCCCCGCUUCUCACUUCGGUCAAAUGACUGCGCAUGGAAAACCAGGAAAUCCUGGCUCUCCGCAUUUUCGGCUGCAGUCCCGCUCUUCUUGCUGAGCUACUCCUCCUGCGUGUCGUAUGCUCAUCUCAUUGUUUCGGGAGCCUACGGCUAUCCGAUUCGUGCUGUGGUGAUAACUUCGAUGCAUUUGUUCAGCAGCGGUCUGACGGGCCUGAUCUUGCCGAUGCGGAGCAAGUGCCCGUUGAUCAUUCCAUCAGCAGAUAUUUCCGUGACGAUGUUCUACCAGAUGAUUGUCAUGGACAUCGUCAAGGCCGCCGCUGACGACGGCACUCUUUCGCCGGAGGCGGUGGCUGCAACCGCCAUGCUGGCACUGCCUGUGAACACUAUCCUCAUGAGCCUGGUCUUCUUCCUGGUGGGGGAGCAGAAAGCGACAGUCAUUGUCUCCUAUCUGCCGUACCCUGUGGUUGCGGGCUUCCUGGGCUCCAUAGGCUUGGCCAUCUUUGUUGGGGCAUUUGCAGUGCUGGAGGAUGGGCUAAGCGGCUUCAGUGGCAUCGCCCAGGCUGCCCAUGACAAACCUUGGCCGCUGUUCUGCGCGGUAGGCAUGGCACUCAGCUCCAUCUUAUUGAAAUACGCCGGACUCCCUGCCCGAGUACUGGCCGUGGCACCAACCCUGACCACCAUGGUCGUCUUCUGGCUUUGUGUUGCCUUCUCCGGCGUGUCCUUGGAGGAGAUCAGAGAGGACGGUUGGCUGUUCCCAGCAGCGAGUUUCGAACCCUUCUGGUCGAUAUGGACUGAACAACAUCCAGCAAAGGUGGUGCUGCAUUUGCUUCCACCCAAGUUGGCCACAUUCCUCGGUCUGGGGUUUGUCCUGAUUCUUUCGUUGACACUCCGUAUUGCGGGCAUCGAGGGCUCAACCGGUUACAUGAUUGGUGUGGACGAAGAGGUGAAAUGGACGGGCAUAGCCAGUGGCAUCGCAGGCUGUUGUGGAACGGUGAUUGGGUCGCACUCUCCUGGCCUGACGACCUUCAACGCGGAAGCUGGAAGUACCACGUUGCAGGCUGCAGUGCUGACAGCAGCCCUGCAGCUGGCUUUGUGGCUGUCUGGAUUCCCCGUGAUGAACUUGUUCCCGCGGUUCUUGCUUUCUGGCAUCUUGAUGAACUUGGGCUUGGUCAUGCUGCAGGAGUGCAGGGCUUCUUGCACCGAAAGUUCGAACGACUACAAACACAGCCUGCAAGUUUGGUCCGAGUUCUGCUAG
Symbiodinium sp. CCMP2592 is the source of this 1278-nucleotide messenger RNA. NCBI's taxonomy places the organism in Eukaryota, Dinophyceae, Suessiales, Symbiodiniaceae. The record is from the annotation of a GenBank genome assembly.